Messenger RNA from Carassius gibelio (silver crucian carp), 6848 nucleotides. RefSeq names its product SH3 and multiple ankyrin repeat domains 2b (gene shank2b). The coding region runs from base 1605 to 4715 and encodes 1036 amino acids. Gene Ontology annotation, molecular function: synaptic receptor adaptor activity; ionotropic glutamate receptor binding. The transcript has 5 exons. The record is from RefSeq and is a predicted model, not a curated record. Lineage: Eukaryota; Metazoa; Chordata; Actinopteri; Cypriniformes; Cyprinidae. Gene Ontology annotation, cellular component: dendritic spine; postsynaptic membrane; postsynaptic density.
AUGAUUAUUUGUCUCACACUAUUGAACUUUUUUGAUAUGAUUCAGUAAAACAAAUGUGCAAAUAAUUUGUAUUCUCUCCGAUAAUCAAAAUUUACCAGUUGAAUGGAAGACUGCCUACUGUGAAAACAGACCAAAUGUGUUUACACUGCAAAAUGCUCCAUAAGCUUAGGUUCACUUAUUGACUCCCUAGAUCUUCAAAAGUGCAAUGUAAGAAUAUUAUUCAACAGCCUGCCCUCUAUUAUAAAAAGGAUAUGCUUGAGAAAACAAGAGCCAUGAAUUUCCCAUGCUAAAAACCUGGCUUCAGAUACUCUUUAUUCUUACUGAUAUUAUACAUCCAGCCUCCAUUUCACUCCUCAGAGAGCAGAUCAAAUCCUAAAGCUGGACAUUUAAUGAUAAUUUCUCCCUUUAAAGAACUACGUUUUAACUAUUAUCAUACGAGGGACCAUUCCAGCUUUGAAUCACUCUGAAACAAGCUGUUGCCUUGGAAAUAAUGCUGCAUAAGUUUAAUAUAGAAACAUUCCACCUGCAAAAUGUAAUGCCAUAUUUUCAAUGUAAAGCUAUUGCCGCUGUUAGCAUUGACCAGGAAUAUGAUGACGUGUGACUGUUGCACACAUAUGAUACGACAUCUUUGGAUUGCUGAAUGGAUUCCUUUUGUCUUCUUGAAGGAGAUAUUUUCUGAACCACUGUAAGCAUUAGUUUUAUGUUUACAUAAUGUGGCUAAAACCGCGUUGUACAUCUCUUUAAUGUGUUCAUCAAAGAGAGUCAUUUUAAAUCCAUAUUUAGGUAUUAUAAAGGAGACCCAAAUUAUAAAACAGAUGCAUACUACUCCUGCAGUCUUAGACAGGCUUUCAGUUAUGAUUAUAAUCAAGACUCCUGAAUGGUCAAUUUUGGCAGUAUAUUUUCUUUAUAUAUUCAGUUUUGCCUCAGGGGUAUGAUGGGAUUUUAUAUUUAAAGCCUGAAUGUAUAUGUCCAUGUAAUGCUGAAUGAAGAGGUGUAACUGUGGCCCCCUUUUAUUCCUGACAUUAAUAAUGCAUUUCCAGCUCACAUUCGGAUGAUUAGUACUUGACAACUUAAACGUAUUGUGAUCUGAUCACUGAAACCACGUACUAAGGUGGCCAGAGACAAAUUCUGACCACUUUUGGUAUGAAAAAGCAAAUUUGAACGUCUACAUAAAAAUGCAUAACUAAGGUAGUACUACAAUCCUUAUUCAACACAACAAAUACUGAAUGUGCACUUGGUCACUCAAUUUAAUGAGUUUUAAACCUUAUUUUCUCUUUUAAACCCUAUUAACAUAUUAUAUUGUGGAAAUUUUUCGAAAGUAAGGAAAGUGUGAUCGCAAAGAACAAUAAAGUAUAAAUUAAGUCCAGCUGAAGAAUAUCAAGACAUGAAGCACAUUUUAAUGCCAGAUGGAUGGGGGUUUUGUGUGUGUGUGUGUGUGUGUGUGUGUGACUUAUCAGAUUAAGUCUUGAUGACUUUUAUGCUAGGAAAAUCAGACUCUGAAUUUCCCUUUCCUCCAUUUCUGUAUAGAUGAUCAGCUUUCAGAUAAUGAGGGUCUGAAGAAGAGGAUUGUAUUUCAAGUCACACUAAAUAAAGUGGAUGAGGUCAUGCCCCCCCAGAAACCCAUGUGGGACAACUCAAAUGCAGAUGUGAGGGUGGCAGCAGUCAAACCACGUCCGAAUAGCAAGUGUUUUGCUGUCAGCCCUGAAAUGAAUUCUCUCUGCAAUAGUCAGGAUACAGCAGUAGACUCACCACAGCAGCCAGUGAGUCCUAGAGGCCCCUUCCUGGGUUUACCAAAGGGAACCAUAAGGCGGCAAACAUCUAUAGGAGUAACCGAAGAAGAGAAGCAGUUCCUUACUCCUCCAAUGUUAAAAUUUACAAGAAGCCUUUCAAUGCCUGACACAUCAGAGGAUAUUCCACCACCACCAGCCAUCUCCCCUCCAUCUCCACCUCAAAAUAAUGCUCCUAUCCCAGCUGGUAGAGGAUAUGGCACCAUCAGACCAGGCUUUACUUCACAGAGUCCUAAUGCAAACAGUACAGCCCCAGACAGAGGUGAAGGUACUGGGUGGAGAGAUCAGGGCAUGUAUUACAGAGACAAUCCCGAACAGUACGAAUCAGAGGGGUACAAUCACAGCCCAACGGCCCAACAGAGUCUUCAUAUGCGCCGUGCCCAAAUUCCUGAAAACCCUUACUCGGAUGUGGGCAAGAUGGGUCAAGCUGGACUGUUUGUGCCCAACAAGCCUGCCAGAAGGAAGGGAAUGCUUGUCAAGCAGCCCAACGUAGAAGACAGUCCUGAGAAAACCUGCUCCAUCCCGAUUCCGACCAUAAUAAUUAAAGAGCCCUCCACCAGCAGCAGCGGUAAGAGCAGUCAAGGGAGCAGCAUGGAAAUUGAGACGACCACACCGGAUCACCCAGGACAACUACGUCCUGAAGAUGGCUUAAAUUCAGGCAGUCCCUUUGCAGCUGCCAUUGCCGGUGCAGUUAGAGACAGGGAGAAGAGGCUUGAUGCUCAUCGCAACUCCCCAUCUUUUAAGUCAACAGAUGCAGGUGAUGAGGACGUGGUGCCUAGACCAGCCCCACGUCUCCGACACUCCAAGUCUAUUGAUGAGGGCAUGUUUAGCAGCGAUGAGCGGCUGCGUAGGCUCAUGGCACCUCCCUCAUCACUACUUAGCAUCCCUAGAGGUGGUGGUAAUGUGACGGACUUCAACAGCCCUGAGCCCACCAUGGUAAGAGAACUGUUGAGCACCCGUACAGGACACAGCCCGAUCAGUCUGCCUGCUCAUAAGACCUACAGCUCAGGAAGUGGGAAUUACGUUCACCCAGUAACAGGCAAGCCACUAGACCCGAAUUCACCAUUAGCUUUAGCAUUAGCUGCCAGAGACCGAGCCAUGAGGGAGCAAUCACAGCCUCUUCCACUAAAGAGUGACCCAUCCAAACUUGAUCUCAAUAAACCACUUUUUAUCGACACCAAGCUUAGACCAAAUGUGGAGGUUGGCUUCUCAAGUACCGCUACAAUGGGCCGUCCCCGGGGGGGCCUGCGGAGGCAGAUGACGGAAUCCAAAUAUGAGACUGAAUCCAAGUAUCAGCUCGAUCUGGGCAAGCCUGAGAAGAGGCCUGAGGAGAAGAAGAACAUGCUGAUUGACAUUGUGGACACUUCUCAGCAGAAGUCAGCUGGUCUGCUGAUGGUACACACCACAGAUGGGGCAAAAUCGGAAGAUAACAGCUUGUCAGAGGGCGACAAGGAUGAGGCAGUGAGUCCCGACAACACUCCUGGGGAGCUUCGCGACCCCAACCAGCCAGUUUCCACCAACCCCCCAGUUCCCAAGGCACUAUCAGCUGCUCCACAUGGCAAGACCAUCAUAACUGUUAGCUCAGUGGAUGAGCCCGUCAAGUUGCCCUUCGGUAUCCCUCCGCCGCCCUUGGCUUCUAUCGACAUCGAUGAAGAGUUUGUGUUUGCUGAACCCCUACCACCCCCACUGGAGUUUGCCAACAGUUUUGACAUUCCUGAAGACCAGGCAGGGACUUUAGCUGAACUGCUUAAACAGAAAACAAACGGUACAAAAGGGCCUUCUCUUGCUCCCUAUUUUCCCCUGUUAGGUGGUGGGAAUUCCGAAAUCAAGAGACCAACCGUCCUCACAAACUGCACACCCCCCAGCUUCCCUCCAGGGCCCCUAGAGCCCUAUGAACAGAUCACUGACUCUGGCAUUGAGGUAGACAGCCGAAGCAGCGGUGACCCCCAACUGGAGACCACCAGCACCAUCUCUACUGUGUCCAGCAUCUCCACCUUGUCUUCUGAAGGAGGCGAGACUCUGGACACAUGCACCGUCUAUGCAGAUGGACAAGCCUUUCUGGUGGACAGGUCUCAGAUCCUUUCCAAACCAAAACCCAAACCUGCCAUCAAGAGCAAUGCACUUUACAAGGACGCUUUGCCUGAGGAGAACGUGAGCUCUUUCAGAAUGCCCUCCUCUGUCCCACCUCUGCCCCCUGUAUCAAUUCCACCAGAACCAUUGAAAACCCCAACGCAACGAACCUCAAAGCUGUGGGGGGACCCUCCGGAGAUGAAAGGACCCCAUGGCCCUGAAGCCAAUUCAGUUCUGCAGCAUGUGAACAAGGACAAAGCACCAAAGCCAGGGGAAGCAUUAGACUCUCCGACCGGAUCCAGGACUCACUUCGGAACGAGAAAUCAGGAUGGUGUAUCCCUCAUCUCAGGUACACAGCAGAACAACACCGUUACCUUCACUGCCCAGCCUGGCCCCAACGUGCCUGCCCCGUCACCGUGCCGCCAGGCCGAGAGCCUGCCUCCCCACCACCACACCCAAAGCCCUAUCAUGUCCCCACCGGACUCUGGCCUAAGCUGUGCCUCUUCUCUUCCGACCUCGGUUACUUCCCCCACCAUGACGGACGUAUUCGGUCUGCCCACACCGCCCCUCAGCCUGGGCACGGGGCGUAGCCGUUCCCCUUCCCCGCUCACCCUUAUCCAGGCCACAUCAAACAAGCCCUUUGCCACCAAACCCGUCCUCAUGUGGAGCAAGCAGGACGUCGCUGACUGGCUCGAAAGCCUGAACCUGGGUGAGCACAGGGAUGCCUUUAUGGACAAUGAUAUCGAGGGCAGCCAUUUGCCCAACCUGCAAAAGGAGGAUCUGAUCGACUUGGGCGUGACUCGUGUGGGUCACAGAAUGAACAUCGAGCGGGCGCUAAAAGUCCUCUUGGACAGAUGAGACUGGGCAGACGUCCUCAACCAGGACUCCGUGUAUCUUGUUCAUAAGCUCCUUUUUCCCUCUUCCUUUAUUUCAGUUCACUAAUUUGAAGUUUGUUGUCCUAUCAUGCUUUCGGUGGAAUUGAGGAACUCUCACAUCCUGAAGAAACUCAAGCAUUCAAAAUAUCCGCGUAAGCACAAGCGGUUCCCUGCGUUUCUGUUCCAAGAGCUCUGGCACCAGAGAGGACAUUGAAGCCAACACACUGUAUGGAAACUACAAACAUGAGCUGACUAUCCUUUGGCUUUUACGGACUUUGGCCUCCUUUGAAUGCACUGAAACCAGCAGAGCUGGGGAUCCAUUUUCUAUCUUUGCUAAGACAAUUCUACAGAGAAUAUUUCUUCAGGAAAAAAGGGAACCUUUGUCUAUGUAUCAGCUGCCUAUGAAAUAAAUAUCUUGCUUUUUUCCCCUCCUACACCUUUGACCAAGAGGUACACGAAUGUAGAAGAUGUGAUCAGUGGGCAUUUAAUGUCCCUCAGUUCAUUCACUGACAGUCCAAGAAGGGCCGUGGUCACUUGAAAACACAGAGGUCAAAUCUCCCUACAUGCCAACAAACGUAACCGUAGCAAGUAACAGGUCUCUCCACCAUCUUGAAUCUUCGAGUCUUGUAAUACACUAACUUUGGAUGUUUGUCUGAAUGAUCAACAAUUCUCUUGGGUCUUUGAAUUGUGGUUUACUAUUAGGUGUCUUCCAUAUGAUAAGGAGGUCUACGGCAUUCCCACCAACAUUUUAAUUUGUAACUUUAGUCGAUACUAGUCUGCAUUGUUGCUAGUCAAUAUUAAUUUCCAGCGGGUUUGAUUUGGAAUAAUGGGUUUUCACAGGAACACAUAAGAUCUGAAAUACUGAGGUUUAGUUUCAUGGGUGAAUGGAAAAUAAUUGAAUUGAAGUAGAAACUGUCAAUUUUGACAGCUUUGAGUUGAAUGCUGACACAAUCUCUCUGAAAGGGCCAGUAUGUAUCUGUCUUUUGCUUUAAAAAUUUGAUGAAUUUUUCAUUUAAUAGUUUAUUUUUAUGUACUGUAUUUUCUGUAAUUAUAAUUCGCUAAAUUAUUCCAUUGUUGGGUGGUAAAAAGGAACAUCCAGAAAACUACACGAAACCUUAAUUUAUACAUAUCAAUGUCGUCAAUUGUAACUGAUACAGAAGUUUAUAUCUGUAAAUUGUUAAGUAUUUUAUUGUUUUGAUUUAAAUUUUAUUUGGAUUAUUUAACUUGUUUUUUUUUUUGCAACUAAACCUGCAACCAUCUACAACACAUUUUUAAGCGAGAUCAAAAGGUGUGAACUUUAAUUUUCCUGUUUAAUCAAAAAUCAGUGCUUUUACUUGUCCUUUUCAUUUUAUGUUCAAUUGGAAAACGUUAUGAUUUUGCUGUAUUACUACGUUAUUAAUUUAAACUGCAAUGUGUGCCUACCCUUGUCAAAAUUUGACACACCACAACAUCUUUAGUUCUCAUUGUGAGACACUCGUCUCUCAGAGAUUUAUGAAUUUCAUCAGACUGUAAAUGACAUAAAAUCCCACAGGUAUGGAAUCGGACUAGAGAUAAUAUUAAUAUUUGUGAUUAAAGCAUCACAGAGACACGAAAGGACAGCCAGCAUUAUACAUUUCACCUUUAGUAUUAAGUUCCAUGCACUGUGGGUCACGCCGGAACUGAGGGAAAGGUGAUAAAUGAGUUAGAGAAUGGCUGUGAAUGAAAUGAAGUUAUGACCGUUUAAAGUAUGCAGUGAAGAGAUUCAGAAAUAAAUUAUAUAUGUUUGCUUAUCUCUCGACCUUAGAGGAGUUAGAGUUAUCAUGUCUAUAUAUCUUAUUUUAGGAAACAGCACAGUAUUUUAAAGAUUUAUAGAAAUAUUUAUGAAAUUUUUACGACAUUUAACUCUGAUAUGUGGUGUGCCAAAAAUCUGUGUGGUAUCAGUUAAGAAGCAAUACACCAAUUUAAAGAACACUGUUUGGUCUUUCUUUGCCAGUAUUCCACACUACAGUAUAUAAUAUUAUGAAAUUAAAUUUACAUAUACAUAGGUCUCAGUGAAUUAGAAGAUAUGAAAAAUAAUGAGAUAAUGGCUGUCACCUGCUUCUUUUAGACUAUGUAAUUAAAGAGAAGUUAAAAUGUA